AAUCUAAAAUUAUAACAGUGGCUGCAAUAGAAAGUGUCCCGGUUGCUAUGAGAGAUAAUAAUGGUAAAUUGAAUGGGACAGAUCCACAAUUUAUUAAAUUGGCGGCGGAAAAAUUGAAUUUCACUCCUGUUAUAAGAUACACGUGGGAUUUUGGAAAUAAAGAACCUAAUGGAACAAUAACUGGAGCGUUUGGAAUGUUGUAUAAUAAAGAAAUUGAUGCAAUUUUCGGCCAAAUAUUUACUAAAGAUUAUCAUAUAAACGAGAUUACAUUUACUAACACAAUAAGCGGAGAUAAACUUUGCGUUAUCGUUCCGAAAAUGGAACAAAAACCGAAAUGGUUAGCGAUUUUUGCAACAUUUCAAAUUGAAGUUUGGAUUUUAAUAGUAACUUUUGUGACAACUAUAGGAAUUUGUUUGUAUUUUUUAAGAAAAUUCAACUCAUUCACAAAAAACUUCUCAAAUCUAAACCAUUUUCAUUUUAAUGAGUUUGAUACUAGAUUCAUAACGCUUACAUCUGACACAUUUAGAUUGGUUUAUAAUGUUGCACCAAAUUAUCUUUCACGAAGACCAAUUGAAAAAAUAUUUUUAAUAAACUUCCUUUUCUUCGCACUAAUAAACACAGCAGCUUUUCAAAGCUCUUUAUCUACAGUACUCACCGCACCCCAAUAUUAUAAAAAUCUUCAAAGUUUAGAAGAUUUAGCCAAGUCACAGAUGCGCAUAUCAUCAUAUUCGGAAGGUUUAAGGGAUACAUUUGCAACAUCGGAACAACCACAUAUUCAAGUUUUAAAUUCGAGAUUUAGUAUUUUACCUUAUACUCAAAACAGAUACGACGCUUAUCUCUCAAGGCUCACAAAAACUAAAUACAUUCAAUCUUUGGAAGUUAAAACAUAUGGAAAAUUGAUAUCCCACACAAUUCCGGAUUGUCCAAAUAGUUAUUUAUUAUCAUAUUUAACCAGAAGGGAUUCAUUAAUUCUUGAUGAAAUCAAUAGAAUUAUUGAGGGUUGCGUUGAGAGUGGAUUAUAUAAUAAAUGGUAUAAUGAUGUGGUUGGUGGUGCUUGGAACGAACGUUUAUUAGAGAAUGUAGAAACAAGAGCUUUUACAAUUAAUGAUAUUCAGACUGCUUUUUAUUGCUUAUUAUUGGGUUAUUUACUGAGUAUUAUAACAUUUGGUUUAGAGUAUUUGAAUUACAUUUGAUUGGGUUGGCUUUAGUUUUGGUUUUCAUUUUAUUUUUUGCUCUAAAUUUAACUUGAAUUCCAUUUAACACUUCUAAAAAAUAUAUCACUGGCAGUUUGGGUUUAUGUAACGCUAAAUAUAAUUCAAAUUCUGUCAACAUCUUAAUAAUAAACAAUUUUAUUGCAGUUUGUUUUCCUACAUUAUAGAAAGUGUAAAAUAUUUGUUAUCUUACUAUUCUUAUAUCAUUUUUCUAAAUAUCAUCUAUAAAUAGUAAUAGUAUUAACACAUACUUAUAGUCAAAAUUUGUAAUCAUAAACAAACAUGUCAAAAUCACCACGUAUAUGUAGUGUCUAAGUAUUACCAUGUAUAAGUUAUCUUUUCGCUCUCUAUCGGUGAAGAGUCAAAAUUAUGUAUUAUAUUUACUUAUAAUAAAAAAAAGGUAUCAAAAAAUAAUAUUUUUACGACUAG
This is a messenger RNA of Onthophagus taurus, 1640 nucleotides long. RefSeq names its product glutamate receptor 1-like. Gene Ontology annotation, cellular component: membrane. Gene Ontology annotation, molecular function: ligand-gated monoatomic ion channel activity. The record is from RefSeq and is a predicted model, not a curated record. NCBI's taxonomy places the organism in Eukaryota, Metazoa, Arthropoda, Insecta, Coleoptera, Scarabaeidae.